Messenger RNA from Owenia fusiformis, 3895 nucleotides. The record is from the annotation of a GenBank genome assembly. Lineage: Eukaryota; Metazoa; Annelida; Polychaeta; Sabellida; Oweniidae.
CAGGUGGGCAAUCAUUAUUCUUCGUUUUUUGACGGUUUAUAGAGAAUAAGAAGAUAAAAAUGGGAUAAACAUACAACAGCACAAACAAUACAGCCAUCAAAAUGGAGUUUGAAAUGAACGCAUUUCAUGGAUUUCCCGGACAUGUAAGCAGGGAUCACAGCUUACCCAAACGCACUAUGUCAUUAAAUGUGCGGCGACUUCAGGACUCUCUUACAACAUUUCUCAAUGAUCGGGAACGUUCAGAUCUCGUUGAAGCACUCAGUGAUUUUCACGAAAAUCGGAAUAUGUAUGGUUUUGCUCGGGAUCUCAAAAUUAUUUUGGAUACACCUGCAAAAAGACAGAUUUUACCAUUACUCAGAAAGGUUAUUCCAAGAUCCGAUCAACAAAGUUACGAUCAGUAUGUACAUGGUCAUAAUAUUCAACUUGGUAUAGCAAUACAUAAAGAAAGUGGAUAUUCAACUUUUCAUGGAUUACCACGAGGAGUCACUACAUUGGUGCAGAGGUCACCAAGCAGGGCAACCAUCCUCAAUUCUCGUGCUUCAAACUCUCUUUCCCCAAGCCCUAGAUCUCAACAUACUUCACUAUCGCAGCACUCCGAUCCAUCACUAGGGUUACAUAAGCAUAUCUCACCAUAUGAGGAAUAUAACGAUAUAAGAAAAGUUGAACUCGCACCUUCAAGAGACCCUAACAUUGGAUUUGGAUUUUCAAUUCGAGGUGGGGCUGAACAUGGCAUGGGCAUUUAUAUCUCAAUAGUUGAACCCCUGUCCCAAGCUGAGCAACAAGGUCUUUCCCCUGGAGAUCAGAUCCUCAGUGUCAAUGAUAUAGAGUUCAGUAAAAUAACACACUCGGAAGCAGCAAAGAUUAUAAAAGCAGCAUUAAGAUUAGAGCUUCAAGUGCGGAACAUCGGGCGGGUCCCGGGAUCUUCCGAGACUCAUCAGACCUACAAAUGGGUUGACCCACAGGGAAGAGCAACAUCCCCACCCCCUGAAGUAGAUGGGACUGGCAGGUACGAGGUGGCGGGAGACCCGACGAGUGGACGACAUAUACUGCUGAAGGAAAGUGAUGAAAGAAAGGUGAAUGUAGUGGUUAGUAAAGGAGGCAAUCUGGGUCUAAUGAUACGGGGAGGAAGUGAGUUUGGACUGGGGAUAUAUAUAACAGGGGUUACCCCUUACUCUGUAUCGGACCACGCAGGACUGAAAGUCGGGGACCAGAUCCUAGAUAUCAACGGUCACACCUUCUUAGACAUCACUCAUGCAGAGGCGGUGCAGAUUAUCAAAUCAUCCAAGCGUAUGGUUGUCACUCUGAAGGAUGUCCGCAAACUGCCUCAUUCGCGUAUGUUAUCUGACAAACCACAAUGGAUUAUGGGUAGCGGAAGUGAGCAGUCCACACCGAGUUUAAAAAACAAACAGAUUCAUAGUGAUACUAAAUUUAACCUCACUAGCUCACCACUGGAUAGUAGUAUGCGAAGCUCCAAAUCAGAACCCAUUUUCCAAAAGGGAGCAGGUUCGCAGUUAAUGUUAAACAGCUCUAUGAGUGGUCAACACUGGGGGAUGAUCCAGGAGCAGGCUAGGUUGUUGCUAAAUGAGAACGAGAAAGGAACAAUGAAUUAUUAUGUGACAGAGUAUCAAAAGGGACUUAUUCCUGUAGAAGGGAUUGUUAUGGCGCUAUUAGAGUUACUCAAUACACAUGCUAAAUUUACACUCCUCUCAGAAAUCCGAAGCAUAAUCCUACCCCGAGACAUUGACAAGUUUGACAGUAUGGUCCUCAAGCGAGAAGUUGCGGCCAUGAAGGGAAAGAAUCCAGCUCCCCCUAUUGGUGAUAGAAUGUCGGAGAAUUCACUUGACAGUUCCCUCUCUACUAACAGCCUGAGUAGUAGCUCAGUAAUGGAUUCAAUAGAAUAUAUACCUCCCCCUCCCAUCCUGGUGGCAGCCCCCUCAAUACCAACCAACAUUUCACCAAGCAAGUUUAAAGAUGAAGAUGAUGGCGACCCUCUAUUGCUUGCCAUCCAGCAGAUUAAUGACGACUCAGAGGGCCUCCCAGAAUACAUAAAAGAUGAUGUGCUUGAUCCUAUAGCCCCUCCUCGCAUCAAAAAACGCUCAAAACUUCAGAUGCAACAAAAUUUAAAAACAACGAAAAAAUCAUCGAUAGAAAAGCCAAAAAUUCCACCUCCCCCACCCCCUGCUGUAAAAGUGAACCAAAAUGGGGUCAAAACACGGGCGAGAUCUCCAAGAAAUGUUGUUGUUGCUGAGGUGCAUUCUCAGCCAAGAAGUAGCACUGUUAACCAGAGGGCUCAGUAUGAUGAACCGAAAAGUCCAAGUGAAGAUAGUGGUGUAGAAAUGAAUGGACAUUCUAGCGGGGAAAAUAACACUUCCCCACGAGGGAGAAUCACUAUGGAGACAACAAAACACUUUAUGAAAAACAAUACCUCCCAGAAUGCAACACUGCACCAAAAUGGUGGUGCGAAAGAAAAAUCAAAAUUUCUCAGUGAUAAACAUAUUGAUAAAUCGAGUGUGAUACAAACGCCUGGAAGUACACAUACACUACAGUUUAACAUUGAAGCAUUGGAACCACCUGAAGUGAACAAUGGGGGAGUUCAACUGUUGAGACAUUCCCCAAAUAUAUCCCGAACGCCAUCACCCAGAUCUCAUUCUCCAAAUAUUACUCCACCCAAAACAGUGGAAACAACUCGGAAUAUUACUCCACCCAAAACAAUGGAAACUACUCCAAACACUACUCUGCCCAAAAUGAUGGAAGUCACGCCUCCAAAAGUGCAAGCUAAACCAAUAGUGCCACCUAAGACAAUUAACACCAGAGGAGCACUACAAAUGGUACCCCCACAGAUGGUACCACCACCACCCAGGGUACCAUCACCUAGGGCACCUUCCCCAAGGGCACCAUCACCUAGGCCAUCAACUUCUAAGGAUGGAUCAUAUACAAUGUACAGAACUCCAUCUCCCAUUACCAGAACCCCAUCCCCUUUAUCUGUUGAUGUGGAUUAUAAGCAACAGUCUCCUCAUGGUGCCACUUCUCAGCCAGAAGUUCAACAAAAGUAUUCUCCUAGCCCAUCACCAGAUGAUGCCGCUGUUAGAACUCCUUCGGGUCGACGAAUGAAAAGGGUUACAAUAUCUCCAAAACAGCCAAUCACAAUCAACGAUUCAUUUCCCGACUAUGAAUUUCCUGAUGGGACAGAUUCGUCAGUUUCUAUGGCCACAACAGAUCCUGUCAUUCCAAAAUACAGACCUGAACGAAGAAGAAGUAUUGAUAGCAUUACGACAGAAAGUUCUACCAAUUCUGGGACCACAUCUUCAAACAAACUUGAUGAGAAAAGAAAGAAAAAUUUCAGUGAUCCUUUACAUCAUGUGGCCAAGGAACAACAGGGAAGUGUUGAAACCAAGAAGAAAACCAGUGAGACAUUGCUCCAGCUACGUAGACAUUCCCCAAAUGAAGAAAACACUAUGAGAUCUCCCAGGUUCCCUAAUGAAGAUGAGCUGUACUCUAAUGCUAUCAGUGUUACUGUGUUCAAGACAAAGCCAACACUAGGUAUUGCAAUAGAGGGUGGGGCCAACACUAAACAACCUCUACCAAGAAUAAUUAACAUACAGCCCGGAGGAUCAGCCAGCGAAUCAGGAGGCUUGAAAAUGGGUCAUGUGAUCUUGGAGGUGAAUGGGCGAAGAUUAGUAGGACUUGAGCACAAGGAUUGCGCUAGAGCUAUUGCGGAAGCAUUCAAGCAUAAAGAUAAAUCACGUAUGGAUUUAUUAGUAACUGAGUUUGAAUCAUGAUACACUGAGAAGCAGUCGCACUUUAUAAUUGGCCCUAAAUGAUGGAUAUAUAGAUGUUGAUGUUUAUGGUAAAGAAGCUUGUAAUUUUAGUGACAAUUAGUUGUUGGUUUGUUGUU